Messenger RNA from Plasmodium relictum, 531 nucleotides. RefSeq lists its product as hypothetical. The coding region runs from base 1 to 531 and encodes 176 amino acids. The record is from RefSeq and is a predicted model, not a curated record. The transcript has a single exon. NCBI's taxonomy places the organism in Eukaryota, Apicomplexa, Aconoidasida, Haemosporida, Plasmodiidae.
AUGGCCCAAACAAGUCCCUCUCCUUCACUUACUUCUAGUACUCAUUCAAGUGCAUCCCCUACAACUACAGGAAUGAGUACAACUUUGAGUGCUUCCACAUCAACUCCAACAACUGCACCAACCAGUUUAGCAUCAAGUACGAGUAGCUCAACCCCAACAUCUAAUGCAACAACUCCACCACCUACGACAUCCAACUCUCCAUCUGUAUCACCUUCAUCUGCUUCAACUAUCGGAACUACUUCACCAUCUACAACUGCUGCGGUUACUACAGCUCCUAAUAAUUCAAGUGGAAAUUCAAGCACAUCAGCUCCUAGUGUAACAAAUCCAGGAACUAUUUCACCAUCUACUCAAACUUUUGUAACAUCUUCACCUUCAAGUACAACUCAAGCUCUCAUAGGUGCAUCAUCUCUUUCUUUUGUUCCUUACAUUUCUCCUUUUCUAAUAGUUAUUAUUAUGAUAAUAGUUUAUUUUUACUGUAAAGUAAGUUCUCAUUUAAAAAUAUAUUGUAUUUUAAUUUUUCUUCAAUUAUAA